Penicillium manginii is the source of this 576-nucleotide messenger RNA. RefSeq names its product Rho family GTPase RHO3 (gene rho3). The transcript is spliced from 7 exons. Gene Ontology annotation, biological process: small GTPase-mediated signal transduction. Bases 1 to 576 code for a protein of 191 amino acids. Gene Ontology annotation, molecular function: GTP binding; GTPase activity. NCBI's taxonomy places the organism in Eukaryota, Fungi, Ascomycota, Eurotiomycetes, Eurotiales, Aspergillaceae. The record is from RefSeq and is a predicted model, not a curated record.
AUGGAGCUAUGCGGUCGUCAAAAGGUCGUCCAGCGCAAGAUGGUGCUGCUUGGCGACGGUGCCUGCGGCAAGACUUCGGCCCUGAACGUGUUCACAAGAGGUGAACCGACCGUCUUUGAAAACUACGUUCACGAUAUCUUCGUCGACAAUGUACAUAUGGAACUUUCGCUUUGGGAUACCGCCGGUCAGGAGGAAUUCGACCGUUUGCGCGCGUUGUCAUACGAGGACACGCAUGUUUUGAUGCUCUGCUUCAGUGUCGACAGCCCUGACUCGUUCGAGAACGUCGGGUCCAAGUGGAUCGCGGAAAUCAAUGAGAACUGUCCCGGCGUCCGGGUAGUUCUUACGGCCCUAAAGUGCGAUCUGCGCAAGGACGACGAAGAGAACGAUAAUCCCGUCGCGAUUUCUUUCGAGCAGGGUCUGGCGAAGGCCAAGGAGAUUGGCGCGGUGAAGUACUUGGAAUGCUCUGCUGUUCAGAACCGCGGCAUCAGGGAAAGCUUCUAUGAGGCCGCCAAGGUUGCGCUGGAUGUCAAGCCUACCGGGUCUAAGGGUUCCGGUUCGUCUUGCGUGAUCCUCUGA